Molecule: messenger RNA, 1902 nt
Organism: Ilyonectria robusta
Lineage: Eukaryota; Fungi; Ascomycota; Sordariomycetes; Hypocreales; Nectriaceae
Product: major facilitator superfamily domain-containing protein
Exons: 6
Coding region: 1-1698 (565 amino acids)
Biological process (GO): transmembrane transport
Cellular component (GO): membrane
Molecular function (GO): transmembrane transporter activity
Source: RefSeq, a predicted model, not a curated record
AUGUCUAAGUCCUCUAUCCGUGAAGAAAAAUCCAGUCUUGAAGCUGCGGGUACCCCAGACAAAGACCAUGCGACUAUCAAAGAGGCAGAACGUCACCGAGACGGAGUCGAGACUGAAGGGCAGAGCGAACCCCAACCACAUAUCCAUGCAAAAACAUUACUGGCAUUGUUCGCCAUUUGCCUCAUCUACUUCUCUCAGACCUUUGCGCUAGUUGGUACUGGAGCGCAAGGUCAGACGAUUGCGGCAUACUUGGGGCGCCCGGGAGAAGCUGUCUGGCUGACGGCAAGUAUUUCUAUCCCGAGUGUCGUCCUAGGCCCUGUCGUGGCCCAGUCAGCCGAUUACUGGGGCCGGAAGUGGUUUCUCGUCCUAUCCAGCAUUCUCGGCGCUGUCGGCUGUGCCAUCGCUUCUCGAGCCGACAACUUCGCCAUGUUUAUCGCUGGAAUGACCAUCACGGGUAUCGACUUUGGAGUCCUGCCGCUCCUCCACGCAGUUCCGUCUGAGAUCCUCCCACGCCGGUGGCGCGCCCCGGCCCAGGCAGCUGUCAUGAUUGCCAACUCCUUCGGUCUCAUAGUUGGACUGAUCCUGGGGGGGAUGUUCGCGAUUGCGGCAGUGAUUUGCUUCUUUGCAUAUCAACCACCUCCGACGACAUUGCAAGCAUCUCUCAAUCUCCGACAGAAGUUGGCGCGACUCGACUGGAUCGGCUAUGUGCUCCUGGCGUCAGGUUUAGUCUUGUUCUGCAUGGGCCUUGCCUGGUCUCAGAACCCCUACCCGUGGUCAGAUCCGCAUACGUCUGUACCCUUCGCCAUCGGGCUGGCGCUGGGGAUCGCGUUGGUGGUGUACGAAACCAAGUUCAAAGCUGAUGGCAUGUUCCACCACGGUUUGUUCUCUAGGGAGGACUGGAACUUUGCUAUCUCGCUAGGUGCCGUCUUCUGCGAGGGCCUUGCCUUCUUUGCCGCGACGGUCUAUUUCCCAUUUCAGGUCAGCGUACUGUACGAAGAGGACCCGUUGCUUGUCGGCGUGCGGUUCAGCAUUGCCUUCAUCGCGACAAUCCCGGCCUCUAUCUUGACUGGUCUGUACUGUACCAUUACGAAGAAGGUCCGGUGGAUCACUGUAUUCUCGUUCAUGAUUUUCGUCGCCUUUUUUGCCUGCAUGGCAACUUCAGACGAGUCUUCGGAUACAAAUACCUGGGGAUAUCCGGUUCUACUUGGCUCGGCCCUUGGAAUGACACUCAUCACCCUCCUCACAGUCGCCCAACUGUCUACUCCAACGGAACUCAUAUCAAUCGCAAGCGGUCUGAUGAUCAGCAUGCGGUCUCUAGGUGGGACCGUUGGAAUCGCCAUCUACAACGCGGUUUUUAGAAAUGCGGUCAGCCAACUGGGUGAUGAUAUAGCCGAUGCUGUCGUGAAAGCCGGCCUCCCUACUGAGUCCGUUGGACAGUUCGUGGAAAACAUGCUCCGCCACAAUGAGACCGGCGUAGUACUAGUCCCGGGCGUGACACCGGACAUCAUCGAGUCUGGUGUCCACGCACUCCAAAAUACAUAUGUGAGGGGAUUCCAGCAUGUGUGGAUAACGGCGGCGGCCUUCGUUUCAGUGUCGACUCUGGCCACGGUAUUUCUCACAGACCCGAGCAGCGAGUUUAAUAACAAAAUUGAUGCUCCGGUUGAGAACGAUGAAAACUUGUAUCAUGAUCGAACAUGACAGGGAAAGGAAUGAUCCUUGUGGGGGAAAAGACUUCCAUCAACAUCUCCAUUUACCCUACUGCUCCAUGCCCCUCACUGAUACAUUCGCACUUCGGCGCCGUCAUUUACUUGUACAACGGGAGAAAAGAUUGUCACAGAAAGAUCCACGGAUGUUGAUGAUGUAUAUACAUCCUGGUGGAAAAUAUAAACGCAUUAAUUUGGC